Messenger RNA from Linum trigynum, 2842 nucleotides. The record is from the annotation of a GenBank genome assembly. Lineage: Eukaryota; Viridiplantae; Streptophyta; Magnoliopsida; Malpighiales; Linaceae.
UUUUAAAAAAUCUCAUCAAUUAAUGAUUUUCUUUUUGCUUUGUUUUUCUGUUCGAGGUCGAUCAUUAAAUUCUGGUUGUGUCGCAUUAUAGGGAGAGAGGCAAAAAGCCAGAGCUAAGCCAAAAGACAAAUUCCCACUAAUAAUAAAUCAUCCAAUCCAUUCCUUCUCCCACCCUUCUUCUUCUACUACUGCCCUUGCCCUUUUCUUCCUCUCAAUUAGUUGCUCCUCCCAACCCAUCUCUCUUUCUCCCUUUCUAUGUUCGUCAACCUUUUCCUUCUCCAUUCCCAACCAAACCGGCUACCACUUCUUCUUCUUCCCUGACACCCGAUUGGAAAUUAUUUCAUAAUACUCCAUCUCUUCAAACUCUUCUUGAUAGAUUUUGACAAUGGUGACUGGUUGGAGGCGAGCCUUCUGCACUUCCAUUCCCAAAGAGAAACUCGACACCGCCGCUUCUUCAGACAAGCAACAGCCACAUUGCAGCGGCGCCGGCAGCACUUCUAAUAGCCCCAGAAUCAGCUCCAAAUUUGGCUUCUUCUCCAACCCAUCUACUCCUCGUCUCCACUCCCAGUCUCAGCCGCCGCCGGGGCCUUCCACUCUCCGCUGCCGCACCACCGCGGCCGCCGGGUCCCCAACUUCCUCCCUGCCUAACAGCCCCAAACUCCAUUGCAAGACAGCCAAUGUUUCCUCCGCCUGCAAGCCCGCUUCAGCAAUUAACAGCCCUCGUUUCUUCAAUUUCUCCUCCAACCCUUCCUCCCCUAAAUCGCCUUCCAGCUUCUCUCUUCUCAAAUCCACCCUCCGCCUCUCCAAAAGUCGAUGCGGAAUCUGUGCACAGACCGUGAAGAGCGGGCAGGGGACGGCCAUUUUCACGGCGGAAUGUGGCCACGCCUUCCAUUUCCCCUGCGUCACUUCUCACUUCACCAAGCAACAUCUCCUCCUCUGCCCAGUCUGUAACUCGGCCUGGAAGGAGCUUCCCCUGCUCUCCGUUUAUCAAAACUCCGAAUUCCGGAUGGAAGAAACCCGUUUCGACGGCGAAUCUAAGCCUAAAAAUCUCAGGGUCUACAACGACGACGAGCCCUUGAUGUCCCCGUCGCCGGGCUCUCUGUGCAAUCCCAUCCCCGAAUUGGAAGAAACUGACCCCGAAUUAGACGACGACCACGGAUCGAGCGACGUUGAGUUCCAGGGCUUUUUCGUAAAUCCAGCUCAGGGAAGGGGCAGAAAGGAGAAUCCGAAUCAUGACCUUAAUAUCGUGGUGGGUGCGAAAAACGUGGAGGUUAGUUUGUUGCCGGAAUCUGCGUUGGUGGCGGCUGUCAGAGGCUACGAGACUCACGUGAUGGUGAUGAAAGUCAGAGCGCCACCGGCGCCCCGCGGCGCCCGCCGGGCUCCGGUGGAUUUGGUGACGGUGCUGGACGUCAGCGACAGAAUGUCCGGUACAAAAUCGCAGAUGGUGAAGAGGGCGAUGAAAUUGGUAAUAUCUUCCCUGACGAGGACGGAUCGCUUGUCCAUCGUCGCCUUCGCCGGAAGCUCCAAGCGGCUGCUGCCACUGCGGCGGAUGACGGCCAACGGGAGGAGAUCCGCCCGCCGGGUGGUGGAAUCGCUGGGAACAACCGGUCAAGGGAUGACCGUCAACGACGCGCUGAAGAAGGCCUUGAAAGUGAUCGAAGACCGCCGCGAGAAGAAUCCAGUCGCCACAAUCUUGAUCCUAUCCGACGGUCGAGAGGAUCGGACCCGCAUCACCUCGCUUCGUAAUAACCCCUCAUCGUCGCCGUUGGUUUCCUCCACGCGCUACUCUGAUUCAGGAACUCCGGUUCACUCGAUUGGCUUGGGAGACGUUACCGCGUACAAGCACGCGCCGCUGGAGGACGCCUUCUCCAAGUGUCUGGGGGGUUUGUUACGGGUCGUGGUUCAGGAUCUCAAGCUUCAGGUCGGGUUCGCUUCUGGGUCAGCACCGGCGGAGGUAGCCGCGGUCUAUUCGGUCACUGGUCCGCCCGCUGUGUUUGGACCCGGGUCGAUCCGAGUGGGGGAUCUCCACGUGGAGGAAGAGAGAGAGCUCCUCGUCGAGUUGAGAGUGCCGUCAUCUGCGUCGAGCCGGGCCCACCGCAUGUUAUCCGUCCGAUCGUCGUUUAGGGAUACUUGUUCGCAGGAGGUAAUCAACGGUAGAGAGCAGUGUCUCGUGAUACCCAGCCUGCAAGCCGUUCGAUCGAACGGCUUGCUGACUGGACGGCUGAGGAACGUUCACGUGGCCGUCCGUGGAGUCGCGGAAUCUCGGCGAUUAAUCGAGCACGGGGAUUUCUCGGGAGCGUACCACCUGCUGUCGUCGGCUCGAGCAUUGUUGAUGCAGCGGAGCGACGGCACGGCUGGGGAGUGUCUCCGGUGCGUGGACGCCGAGCUAGCCGAGUUGCAGCGCAGGAAGCCGCAGCUGAUCAGGCAGCCUCAGCAGAGAAGCGGCGGCGGUCAGCAACAAGAGGAGGUUAAGGGCGAGCCAUUAACGCCGAUGUCGGCUUGGCGAGCUGCGGAGAAAUUGGCCAAGUUAGCGAUAAUGAGGAAGCACAUGAACAGAGUCAGUGAUAUGCACGGCUUCGAGAAUGCUAGAUUUUGAAAUUUUUUGCUUAAUCGCUUUAUUUUUAUUAUUACUUUCUUUUUUCACUCCUUAGAAUUUUGUUUAGAUUGUAAUACGAAGACGAGAGUCAAGCUGUAAUGUGGAAAGAUUAGAAAUAUAUAUUGAGUAUUAUGAAAAAAAAAUUGGGAAUAUAAGAAUAGUGAUAAAUAAGAGGAAAUAAUAAAGGCAAAUUGAAAGAGAAAUGAUUAGAUGGACCCAGGAGUAGAAUAAGGACAAGCAAUACUG